CAGGCACUGAAACGAUAUUAAAUUAAUUGUUUUCCAUCUUAACUGACGGAACAGUUGUUGUUCUCAAGAAAAAAUAAGGAAAUAUGCUCGAAUUCAGUGAAAAAUGUGAAGUAUUGAAAAAUGAUACUGUAGGAAGGUAUGUAAUAGCUGGUAAGAAAAUAUCAGCUGGUGAAGUAUUAUUGACCGAGGGUCCAACAUUGAUUAUCCCAACUUGCAGUGAAACACGUUGCACAAAUUGUUACAGGUUAACUAAACGUCAGUGUGGAAUUUGCAAUAUUUUACUUCUUUGUGAAAGUUGUCCUUCCCACGACGAAUUCGAAUGUAGUUUCUUUGUGAAACGUAAAAAUAUCAAUUCGAAGUUCCUCUUAGAUAACGUGAACUUAUAUGGAAUUAUAAAAUGUCUGCUACUAAACGAAAACCCCCAUACAAGAAACGUUUACGAACAAUUGUGCAGCUUGGAGUCUCAUCAAGAAACUAGAAGGGGAACCGAAAUUUGGUCUGACCACACUAAAACUAUUGUUGAACCCAUUAUUUCCUCGGGAAUUAUUCCUUGUUUCAAGGAAACAAGAAAUAUAAAUGAAGAACUUAUUCAACAUAUUUGUGGAGUAAUUGAUGUGAAUAGUUUUGAGAUUCGAGCUCCAGAUGAAGGAUCAAUGCGAGCAAUUUACUUGAAAGCAUCACUGCUGGCUCACCAUUGUGUAGCGAAUACCGUGAUAGCAAUAGAUGGAAAUAAUCAAAUGAGGAUAUAUGCAAACUGUAAUGUUGAGAAAGGAGAUAUGCUAACUUAUUGUUAUACAAAUCCCUUAUUGGGAACAGAAGAACGACGUAAUGCUUUAUUGAUUGGAAAAUACUUUUACUGUAAUUGUACUAGGUGUGACGAUCCAACCGAACUAGGAUCCCACAUGAGUAGCCUUCUUUGCAAUGCAUGUCCUAGUGGCGAUGGCGUAAUAGUUCAGAGGGCAAAUUGGAUGUGUGAAAAAUGUUCUUUCAUGAUUGAUGAAGAAUAUGUCAAAAGUAUUCUUAGAAAUGCAAAAGAGGAGAUAUACCUUGCAAAAGACGAUAUCCGAAAAUACGAGGGUCUUAUAUCAAAGUUCUCUAAGGUCUUCCACUGCAACCAUUAUCUCAUUAUUGAUCUAAAACAGAAUGUGGCAGCCAUAUUGCGUUCGUUUCUUAUGAAUCCUAUCUGCAAACCUGGAAAAAUGGUACUACAACGAAAAACAACACUUUGUGGAGAUAUUUUGGCAGUUCUUCAAAUAGUUCAACCUGGAAUAUCAAGACUAAAAGCAAUCGCCUUAUAUGAAAUGUUUUCAUCCUAUACAGAAUUUAAUCGACUUAGGUUUCACGAGAGUGAAAUAAAUGAAUGUGAAUUGUUGGGAAUUCUUGGAGAAGCUGAAAUCAUGCUUAGAGAAGCAAUUCGGAUGCUAUUGUAUGAACCAGUCAAUACACCGGAAGGACAACUAACAAGAAAUAUGCUUAAAGAGCUUCGAGACUUGCAAAACGACAUAAGGAUGUUGUCUAAAUAA
Eupeodes corollae is the source of this 1523-nucleotide messenger RNA. It is a transcript of the gene SmydA-6, whose product is annotated as SET domain-containing protein SmydA-8. The coding region runs from base 84 to 1523 and encodes 479 amino acids. NCBI's taxonomy places the organism in Eukaryota, Metazoa, Arthropoda, Insecta, Diptera, Syrphidae. Gene Ontology annotation, molecular function: protein binding. The transcript has 5 exons. The record is from RefSeq and is a predicted model, not a curated record.